Talaromyces atroroseus is the source of this 1500-nucleotide messenger RNA. RefSeq lists its product as hypothetical. Gene Ontology annotation, molecular function: heme binding; metal ion binding. The record is from RefSeq and is a predicted model, not a curated record. NCBI's taxonomy places the organism in Eukaryota, Fungi, Ascomycota, Eurotiomycetes, Eurotiales, Trichocomaceae. The coding region runs from base 1 to 1500 and encodes 499 amino acids. The transcript is spliced from 5 exons.
AUGACUAUUCCUCAACAUGUCCCUUCCUCUACUGAGGCUGUCUUCCCCUAUAUCAACCAUGACCCUGCCACCCUCCCACACUCAAUAGACCCCUUCACCAUCACCACUGCUUCGGGGUUUAUGCCUUACAGGAUAGGUCCCACCCACCUACCAGAUGUCUUCAAGCCCCUGACAGACCUUCUCGAACGCAUGCCCGUACUCAAGCUCGAUGGCCAACCCGGUCUGCUAGCCACGUAUGAACUCGGGCAAGCCGUCCAGAGCUUCCCUGAUCUGACUGAUGAGGUCGACAAGGUCCUCACCAAGGAUGGAAAGAGGGACCUCUUCACCCUGACUGCCAUCUUCCGCGACUAUUCUUACAUCGCAUCUGCUUAUAUCCUUGAACCAUGUUGGGAAAACUGGUGCAAGGAUCCUGAAGGUGGAUAUGGACUAGGAAGAGAGUCGCUUCCCCAUGCCAUUGCUGGACCAAUGUGGCGCUGUGCAGAAAUAUUGGACCUUCCCCCUUUCCUGUCCUAUGCUGCCUCAUAUGCUCUCUUCAACUACACCCUUGAGGACCCUUCACGGGGUCAUGAGUAUGACAAUCUGCGUCUUAUUAGAGGGUUUGAACGUGGUCUUGACCCGAAGAGCUCUGAAGCUGGGUUUAUCUUGACCCAUGUCGACAUGGUCAAAGAGACCGCGCCAUUGAUCCACGGAGCUGUCCAAGUGCUAGAUGGCGUAGAGAAUGGCAAUCGACGUGCCGCCGUCAAUGACGGGUUUCGGGAAAUUCUCAAGGCUAUGGAGGUAAUCGAAGCAUCUAUGGAAGAGAUGUGGAAGAACUCCAAGCCCGCUGACUACUUGACCUUCCGUGUUUUCAUCUUUGGAAUCACGUCCCAAUCCAUGUUCCCCAAUGGCGUUGUAUACGAGGGUAUUAAUGAUAACCAUCCCAUGUGUUUCCGAGGAGAAAGUGGCGCCAACGAUUCCAUUAUCCCCCUUCUCGACCACUUACUACAAAUCCCUAUGCCGGAUACACCCCUAACAAAGAUCCUGCACGAAUUCCGCGCUUACAGACCACGCCCUCACCGCGAGUUUCUAGCCCACGUUGCCAGUACAGCCAGUAAACUCAACAUUCGCGACUUUGCCGUGGGCGACGAAGAAACGGCCAUCCUUUACUUGAAGACUCUUGAUCAUGUUCGCAGUUUCCGUUGGCGGCAUUGGCUGUUCGCCCGAGAGUAUAUCAUUCGUCGAACUGCGCAUCCCACUGCUACAGGUGGCAGUCCUAUCGUCACGUGGCUACCCAAUCAACUCUCCGCCGUCAUGGAUCUCAUGAUCGAUAUCUACGAUACUUACCUGAAGGACAAGGCGGCUACUGCAACUGCAACUGUCGAUGAUGGUCCUGCCCUUGCUGCUGAUGAUAUGGUUGCCCUGUAUAAGAAGCAGAUCAUUCCGAUGAUGGAUCAGGUUCAUGACCAGCGAGAGAAGUUGGCGCGUGAGGUGGAGAGGUGGUGUAAGGAACGAGGUGUUUGA